GACCGUUGAUUAAAAGAUCGCGCACCCAAGAGGGUUAAAAGAUCGACGCGAACAAAAGGCUUAAAGGACCGAAGCGACCAAAAGAGGUUAAAAGACCGAACGCCCAAAAAGAGUUGAAAGACCGAAAGGUUAAAAGAUCGGUAGGUUAAAAGCCCGACGAAUCCAAAAGAGGUUAUAAAACCGAAAGUCAAAAAGAUGUUAAAAGGCCGUAGGCUAAAAGAUCGAUGGUUAAAAGAACGUUGCAAUCAAAAGGGUUUAAAAGACCGUUGGUUACAAGAUCGACGUUUUUCUAUGGAAUUGUUUUUCUUCCGAUUUUACUAACUGUUGCAAUGCCUAAUGAAGUUUGUGUUUGUCAGAAUGAAGAUGGAAGAAAAUAAAAAUAUCAUUUUUUGUAUUGCAAUUCUUAUUUUGUAUAUAAUGUCCUCGUUUUUUGUCUUCGUAAAAUUAUGAGUCUUAUUUGUUAUUUUCAUAGGUGAUCUUCUGCGAUGCCUUUUAAGCUAUUUUUUGCAGGUGAUCUCUAGGGUUAGCGGGUUGAUGAUUCCAAAAGACCACUCGACUGAAGGACAACUUUAAAUACCUCGGGGCGUUUUGAAUUAGAUGAAACACCUUAGGGAUUAGCUCCAUUAGAUAAAUCUGAUAAAAUCAAACCUGUUGGCUUGGAUGUUGAAAAAUUAAUUCGAAUUUAUUGAAACCAUUAAAUUUAUGGCCCAAAAUGUGGGGCAAGUUAUAGUUGAUUAUGGCAUAUACAGUAGUUAUCG
Messenger RNA from Meloidogyne enterolobii, 758 nucleotides. Lineage: Eukaryota; Metazoa; Nematoda; Chromadorea; Rhabditida; Meloidogynidae. The record is from the annotation of a GenBank genome assembly.